CACAACAAAACCAAACAUUCACUGUUCUGUCUCCAUGUAUUUUGCUCUGUGGCGCUAAGGACCUUUUAUAUAAUGUUUAGUGUUACAAACAGUAUCAUACAAAUGCAUUUUUUCUUUAUGCUCGAGAGAGUUUGAUCGGAUUCCUCUCAAGCAAACGGUCGUAAUAUCCACCAUGUCUGAAUUUGCUGAAACGUCCGAAGUUCAUCGGUCACUGAAAAGGAAGAUGGAGGAGGAGGAGAAGGAUUUUCCGGACAGAGCCUCCUGUGAGCCUGUCUCAGGAGAAGCUCAGCAAAAUGCAGCCACCAGUUCCCCCGAAGAACCGGAAGAGAUGGAGCAGCCAGUCCCAACCGAUCUCCGUCCUCAAGAUGACCUGCACAAUACAAGGACACCAGAGGCGGCCGGCGAUGUAGCUGUUGAAGAGCCCACUCCUGCCCUUGUUUCACCCACUGCAAUAGAGGAUGCCUUCUUUACAGAAAUUAUAGCGCCUUUGAUUGCUCGUGCCACAGCAUUAGACCCAGGUCUUCCUGUUGGUAUGCCACGCUUAAGCACAGAGAAUGGAUCAGCAUCAUCUUCUCCACCGCCAAUAGGGGAACCGUGUGGAGAGAAAUGCAGAAGGCAGUGCUCAAAGAAGAUUCUGGAAGACAGGCGGAGAGAGAUCUGGAGCGCCUACUGGCGCAUGUCGUACGGAGACAAACGGUUCUUUGUGUUUCACAGUGUGAGCCAGGUCCAGAAGGCAAGAGCUUGUGGUGUUGGGCCAAGUCGACGGAGCAGGUCCUUUAUCUACAAGCUAAAAGAUGCAGACAACAUCCCACAGCAAGUGUGUAAGAUGUUCUUUCUGUCGACCCUAGGCUACCACCCCAGCAAUGACAGCUUGGUUUUGUCGGUCAUGGGCAGAGAUGUCAAAGAAGUUAAACCUUCUCUAGCUCCACCCAUUGACAGGAGAGGGAGACACAAACCCGCCAACAAACUGGACUUGAAACCGUUAUAUGCUCAUAUUGAGUCAUGUCCAAGUGACAUGAGUGUCAAACGUAUGUUCACUGACUACAUAGACAAAGGCAACAAAUGCUCUUACGAGACCUAUCGUAAAGCGGUUAAAUCCAUGAGCAAUGGCUCAGCCAAGGUGGAAGAGGAGGGAAGUGAGAGCUGUGUGCUGCAGGACCAGCAUCUGAGGGCUCACCAGAUGGAGGCUCUAGAUAAAUUUCGCCAGUUUGAAACAUUGCACCAACACAAAACGGAAGCUGAAGAUGUCAAACAACACUACAUGUCAGGUGUUGCAGACAAGUCGCAAGUGUCCUCUGCAGAAGCUCAGCAAAAUGCAGCCUCCAGUUCCUCCGAAGAACCGGAAGCGAGGGAGCAGCCAGUCUCAACCGAUCAGUUUCCUGAAGAUGACCUGCACUCUUCAAGAUCAACAGACUCAGCCCUCGCUGGUAAACCGCCAAUGGGAGAACCAUGCGGAGAGAAAUGCAGACGGCUUUGCUCUAAGAAAAUUCCAGAAGGCAGACGGAGAGAGAUUUGGAGCGAGUACUGGGACAUGCCAUACGGAGACAGACGUUACUAUAUGUUUAACAGUGUGAGCCAAGUCCAGAAGGCAAGAGCUUCUGUUGGCCCAAGUCGGCGGAGCAGGUCCUUUAUCUACAGGCUAAAAGAUGCUAACAACAUCCCACAGCAAGUGUGUAAGAUGUUCUUUCUGUCGACUCUCGGCUACCACCCGAGCAAUGACAGGUUGGUUGUGUCGGUCAUGAGCAGCCCUACCAAAGAUGGCACACAGGCUCUUACUCCACCCAUUGACAGGAGAGGGAGACACGAAGCAGCCAACAAGCUGGACUUGGAUCUGUUGAAUGCCCACAUUGAGUCCUGUCAUCCGGUCACUCAGUACCAGAGGAGGCACACACCAUGCCGCCGUUACCUCCCCAGUGACGUUAGUGUCAAACUUAUGUAUGCGGACUACAUAGACAAAGGCAACAAAUGCUCUUAUGAGACGUAUCGUAAAGCCGUUAAGAACAUGAACAUUGGCUUUGCCAAGGUUGGAGAGGAGGAAUGUGAGAGCUGCGUGCUGCAGGACCAGCAUCUGAGGGUUGAUCACCAGGUGGAGGCUUCAGAGAAAUCAUGUCAUCAGUGCGAAACGUGGCAGCAACACAAAACAGAAUCAGAAGAGAUCGGGCUGUACUACAUGUUUGACGCAGACAGAGAGUGGUCCGAAGACACCUCUGUCAGAAGUGUGAGUCUACAGAAGGUGAUCUUGCUCCCGCGCAUGCCUGGUGUCAAGUGUGCCGUGUCCACCAAGCGCAUUGCAGCCUACCAUGAGACUUUCGCACCAGUUGGACAGAACUCUGAUAAGAGGAAAACCAUCUCUGUUGUCUGGCACGAGGGCAUCGCGGGGCGCAAUGCGAAAGAGAUCGCCUCAGCUUAUGGGGCAGCGCUGGAGAAAGAGCGUGACAUCAGGCACAUUAUAUACUGGGUGGAUAACUGCUGCGUACAAAACAGAAACUGGCGUCUGCUGUCUUCCCUCGUAUCACUGGUGAACUCUGAUGUCACAUCCACUGAAGACAUCACCCUGAAGUUCUUUGAACCGGGGCACACACUCAUGAGCUCGCACCGAUUCCAUCAAGGGGUGGAACAGCAGAUGAGACACAGACAAGAAGGGGCAAUGUACAACUUUGGAGAUUUUGUGUCGGUCGUGGCCAAUUCAAAUUCCCAGAAAGUGGAGGUAAUCGAGCUACAGAACGAAAGAAUCAGGGCCUGGACAGAUGGCCACUGUGCCACAAAGGUCAAGGAGAUGCCCAAACUUUCUGAACUUAAAGUCAUACAGCUGCGACGCUGGUCGCGGUCGAUAUUCGUGAAGACGUCCCACGAGGAGGAGAACUUCACAGAGCUAGAUUUCCUUCAGGAGAGUUUCCGGCCCUGUAUUCCCAAUGCCUUGAGGGCACAGGACCGGGGCGUAGAGGAGGACAGUAAGACAGACAUUGUGAGGAAUCUGGUUCCCCUCAUGCAACCAACCAAGAGCUUAUUUUGGACUUCACUGCCUGUGAGAAACAGCAGUGACUAUGAGGAUGAGGAGUAGGGGAAGGUGGAAGAAGCCAGUCCCCUUGACUUGUGGUUUUUCCUAAUGCUUCUCUCUCUGUCUGUCUCUCUCUCUCUCUCUCUCUCACACACACACACACACACACACACAGAUACAUGCAGACAGAGACAAGCUGAAACACACAAAUUUUGAAAUGUUGCAUACAGUGUUAUCAACCGUACAUUCUUAAAAGUUUGUUAAAAAAUAAAUUGUUAAAUUAUUGACGUAAGGUAUCUCUACUACACAAUAACGGAAUUGGCUAUAUAUUGUUGAAAUUUAAGACAUUAAUUAAUUUCAAUAUAGGAAGAAAUAACUUUCUCAUGGUCAUUGGUUUUUACGUCUGCCUCGUGCCCUCUCUGCUAUACCCAUUUUGGUCCUAACAGCCUAUUCCAUCUCUGCAAAACCCCCACCUAUCCCCCCAACUGUCUUACAUUAUUUUUUUUAAAGAUCUGGUGUAUGUAUCCUGCAAACGAUCAGCAGAUGACUAAAAAACGCUAUGUGGGAGCUGCUAUUGAUCUAUGUGACCGUAGAAACUAAGAAAACUCCUUGGAAAUUAUUAUGGAUCCCAGGCAAACACUGUUUUAAUGAGAAAUUGCAAGAUAAAUAUCUAAAAAUGUUGUCAAAAGAAAGGAUGUGUUGCAUGGAGUCAAUGUCAGUAUAGUGUUAAUUUGACAAAUUGUGCAGUUAUAGCCUUUUGGCUUUGCAGGGCAGUAAUAUUGCUCUAUUUACACUCUAUCACUUUUAACAAAUUGCUUUGUUCCGCCGCAGCAGAAUAAAAAUAAAAUACAAAACCUUCUCUGACACUCCUGUUAUGGUGGACAGAAAAGAUAUCUUUAAAGAGUCUUUAAAAGAUCCACUGGCCUUAUUAAUGUUUAUGUCAGCUAUUUGGCAUAUACAAUAUUUUCUGUUAGUUUGUAUGAGAAGGUGUAGCAAAUCUCUCAUCAUUCCUGUGUAGUUUGCAAUGCAUUGUGGGUUGAUGACCUUGCAUGGCUGUGAAAAGAAGUUCUCUUGUGAUACCUUGGUACACAAAACAUCUGUAAUAACCAGAGCAUUAUGGCUGUAACCUUGGUUGCUAUUGUGAAGGCAGUAGCAUAGGUCUACUACACUAGUAGACAAUUGUACGACAUACAAGCUGUACAAUGCACAUUUAUUCUGUAAAUACUGCAUUCAUCUGUAAAUGUUGCACAUUCUGUACAUAUGCAGUUCUUUGUACUUUUCAUUAGAUACUAAUCUGCAUUUAGUUACUCUGUGUUAUUACAUGUGUAAUGACAAUAAAGAUGAUCUAUUAGUACAA
Messenger RNA from Engraulis encrasicolus (European anchovy), 4355 nucleotides. RefSeq lists its product as uncharacterized. The record is from RefSeq and is a predicted model, not a curated record. Bases 173 to 3061 code for a protein of 962 amino acids. The transcript is spliced from 3 exons. Lineage: Eukaryota; Metazoa; Chordata; Actinopteri; Clupeiformes; Engraulidae.